Scheffersomyces stipitis CBS 6054 is the source of this 4156-nucleotide messenger RNA. RefSeq names its product CORVET complex membrane-binding subunit (gene VPS8). Gene Ontology annotation, cellular component: HOPS complex; late endosome. Gene Ontology annotation, molecular function: protein binding. The coding region runs from base 1 to 4008 and encodes 1335 amino acids. NCBI's taxonomy places the organism in Eukaryota, Fungi, Ascomycota, Pichiomycetes, Serinales, Debaryomycetaceae. The transcript has 5 exons. Gene Ontology annotation, biological process: endosomal vesicle fusion; protein targeting to vacuole. The record is from RefSeq and is a predicted model, not a curated record.
AUGUCACCUAUUAUAGACCUGCCGCGACUGUCGGUAGGAAACUUAUUUGAUUUGCCUGCUCGGUCGUUUCUGUCACCGACUCCUAGUGAUACUUCAUCUCAUUCUUCCCUUACCAGUCCUCUUAGAAAGCAGAGAUUUGAUGAUAGAUCCCAGACUAAGAUCAGUAUAGCCCUCAAAUCACAUCAGAUAAACACUUCACAUCAUGUAAAAGACUCUGUGGAUGUUCAUCGACAUUUGAAGGAGCUGGAUAUAAACGAAAUCUUGAAAUGGUCCGAAACUUCUACAAUCACUGGAAUCAUUAACUCGAGUGAUUUCAUAGCCAGUCAUGGCUCAGUAAACUAUACUGAGCCUUCAUCCAUAUACAUAGCAUUAGGAACCAACAAGGGACGAAUUGUGGUAUUCAAUUAUCAUCAAGGAGUUGAGUUCAUUCUCGAGUCUCAGGAACAAUCAGAUCAUCAUCAGCAGAAUUCAGAAAUUUCAACUAUUGCCUUUUCGUCUGAUUCCAUAUUUUUAGCUGCUGGAUAUACCAGUGGUCAUAUUCGACUUUGGGACUUGUCUUCCAAGCUGUCAAGCGCCUUUCCCGGAACUAUAAGUCCGUACUUCACCAUCAACCCUAUCACGUUGCAGGAUAGAUUCACCAAGAACCACCUGGGUCAUUUGCGGAAUACCCCUAUCAACCAAAUAUCAUUCAUUGCCGAUCUGCAUAUUCAGUUAAUCUCUGUAGAUAUAUCAGGAUUGGUGUUCUAUCAUAAUGGUAUCAAAAAGUUUCUUCAGAAGUACUUCAUCUCUCAGAAGAUCUUGGGAAAGAACGAUGCCAACAUCACCGAUAGCAAAUACUUCAUCUACGGCUGCUCUUUACUUCCUUUAGGCUCUUCUCAUCAAAUCACUGAUCAGCUAGGAGUAAUGGCUGUGAUAACUAGUAAUGUCUUGAUUAUCGUAUCAGCUCUCUCAUUGAACAACUCUCACACUAUGCAUACAGUCGAACAUUUCAAAGUUGGAAAGUCAAAACAGGUUAUGAGUUCUACACAAAUUAUGGCUUGUUUGGAUUGGUUUCCAUGUAUGGAAGUCAAUAACAAAACUAUCAAUGCAAAAUUGGCAUAUUCAUGGAAUAACGUACUUAACAUCUUGGAGGUGGAUAACAGCUCCUUUCCUUCCAAUCUCUUGUCUGUGGUAUCUGACUUGAAAGACAAAGAUAAGGGGAUUCCCAAGUUACCCAUUAAGAAAGUCAGUCGCUGGAAUACUACAAAUAAGCACGAUUCCAUUGUUUCUGUGAAAUGGAUUUCUUCCGACAUCCUUUGUGUCUUCAUUAAAGAAGGCAGCCAGCCCCAUGGUUCACUCAAGGUUACAGCGCUCUACCUCUCUAACGGUAUUCUCAAACGAAAUUCCAUAAAGGUAUUCAAACAUAGGCUACUUGCGCUUACUGACUCUGACAAUAUCCGAAAGCUAUAUAUAGGGCGACUGCUCAGUUGGGCAGAUGUUCUUCUUGGAUUGCUAUCGAGCGGUAAGUAUGCUGAAGCAUUGUCCACGGCCAAUGAAUUCUACAAUUCAGCAAAUACCGGUAAAUUGGUUUUGGUCGGACUUCCAGAAGACCCUUCUGCUCGAUUCAAGCUUGUCAGACCUUACUUGAUUCAAAUUAUGAAAGAGUCUGUACCACACCUCUUUUCAUAUGGAUACGAGAAUCUGCACUAUUUUUUGACAACCUAUUUCAGUAUCAUUUCCAAUUUGACACGCGAGGAUAGCAAAGAAGAUCUUCUGUAUUUGUUAGAGAUGAUAUUUGAAAAAUUAGAUGAGAAGUCUAUUUUCUUUGAUGUUCUUGAGAGCUACACUCUAUCAGGUAGCAUUUCGUCUUUACCACCUCUCAUUCUAAAACAACUUGUAGAACACUAUGUCAAGACUGAAAGAGGUGAGUUGCUUACUGAGAUUCUUUGUAUUCUUGAUAUCAAGACAUUAGACAUCGACUUAACAAUACAAUUGUGCAAUCAGUACAAUCUUCGCGAUUGCUUGAUCUACAUAUGGAACUACUUAUUGGACGACUACGAGACUCCUUUGGUAGAUUUUAUUAAAGAUUUCAGAAAUCCUGAGUUCUUAUUGAAGGAAGAUUACCUAAGAGCAUAUAGCUACAUGUCUUUCGUACUCACCGGCAGACAAUAUCCCACAGAUAGAUUCAUCGAUGGUCUCAAGGAUAUUCCUAUAAAGGAAAGCAUUUGUAAUAUACUUUUCAGCAGUACAACUGUCACUUGGCCUGCCCACAAUGGCGAGGAAUUACAUGCCGAUAAUGAAGAUACCAUAUUUCCUUACCUCUUUUCUUUCUUGAAAGCUAAUUCGUUCGAAAUGCUUUCAACUCUUAAUGAGUUCUUUGAGGAGCCGUAUUUGAAUGAUAUCGAAACAAAGAAGUUAAAUCGUCAGUAUAUCACCGAUGCUCUUCUCGAUAUUUUCGAAGCAAAUGAACAUUUAUUCACUGAUGAAGAUAGAUGUCAAUUAGCUAUAUUCAUAGGUCGCAACUAUGCUAAGUACUCACAGUUCAUUCGGUUAUCCGAAUCUGUUCUUGGAAGGAUAAUCAAUGACCUUUGUGGCAAUACCAACGUUGCAAUUCUGAGUGAUUGUGAAUUGGCAUUGCAGAGUCUUCUUCCAUACUAUGAGCCUGAGAAUGAUGAUUUGUUAUAUGAGAAGUUGACUGCAGCCAAAUAUUAUAGUGUGUUGAUCAACAUUUACAAGUCUGAAGGUAGAUAUUCUAAAGUAUUGGAGAUGUGGUUAAGCAAGUUGAUGAAUGACCCUAGUGGUGAGUUUCAGAAUGAGUCUCUCAGUCAGGUUUUGGAGAAUUCUUUCAUGUUGACAAAGAAGCCUGUUGAUCGAUUGAGUUUGAUUAAUGUCAUCAUAGUAAAUUUUGAACGAUUUACUGCUAUUGAUUUGGACAAUUUCUUAGUUUUGAUUUCACGAUUUUCCCCGCAAUUACACCACGAAGCUCUCAACAUUAAGGAUAAUGUCUUGAUGUUUAAGUAUUUGGACGAAUUGUUUCAUCAGAGCAAGUCUCUGUUGUCGGAUGAUCCACAUUUGCCCAACUUGAUCUCAAAGAAUAUCGAAUUGCACUGCAUUUAUGAUAAGACUACUAUUUUCAAGUUUGUUGAGACUUGGAAAGAAGAGUUGGUUAGAGAUCAAGAUCAAUUUGCCAGAACCAUUCAGAUACUAAAGGACAACCAGCAGGUUGAUAGUGUUGCCGAGCUUGUGGUUUUUCAGGGACAUUACUAUGAAGCAUUGAAGUACAUCUUGACAUUCAUUAACAGCAUAUCUGCAUCAUUAGAUGACGAAGGGCUCAAGUCUACAUUUACCAAGCUAUUGCAUCAAUCAAUGAAGAUUUGUGAACUAGCCGAAACUUACGAAGAGUAUGAUGGAGACUUAAUUUUGAAUGAAAAGAUGUGGUUGGACCUUAUUGGAAAUGUUGUGAAUAUGGCUAGCAUCAUGCAACAUAACGCAGAGGUACAUACUUUUCUCAAUGGCUGCAUUCAUGACUGUUUCAGAGCCAUAAGUGAUGCCAAACUUAAUACUAAUAAGGAACAGUCGUUUCUUACAAUCUUCAACAAGUUUCUCGAGAGUUCCUCAGACAAUUCUACUUUGGCCAAUGUCAGAGGUAUAUUACAAGAGAACUUUGUUUCGUACUCUUACGAGAGCGAAAUGCUCCGUAUUUCAUUGUCGAUGCUUAACCAGGGAAUAUACAAGGAACUCAAACAGAUCAAAAUGGAUAACUUGAGUGGUUGGGCUAUACAACAAAAGCUUUGUGCAUCUUGCGGCAAAAUCAUGUGGGGGCCAGAUGUAUCUCAAGAUAAUUACUCGGCAUGGGAAGACAGACAAUCUGCUGCACUCUACAUCAUGGGCUCGAGCCUAGGCACCAAGUUCGACAAUGACAAAUACCACCAUUGUCAAUUGAUUUUCUUCAAGUGUAGCCAUGGUUUCCAUUCGAGUUGUCUAGAGAGCUUGGGCGUCAGCGUUGCCUGCGUUAUCUGUUCGUCAUAAGCACAUCUACAAUACAUAAAACGUGGGAUAAGGUUCAAUUGGCUGCAAUACGGCAGAAAAGAAAUGAGAGAAACGGAAGUAUGUAAUUGCGCAAUAAUUGUAGAUUAUAAAUAAACCAGAAAUUUAGUAUGGUAGCUCAGCUAUCAAG